CCCGCCCCUGCGCGUCUGGUAGCCUAGCAACAAGCGGCCUCGGCUAAGACCAGAGGGGAGUUCAGCACAACAGAGUGUUGGAAACCAGCUUUUAUACAGACAACACUACUUAUGUGCUGAAGACUACAGAAAUAAUGCCCCAUGCCAAGUGCCAAGUACUGAAAAUAAAUGGAUGUUCUUUGAAAGUUCCCAAGCCGUUGAAACACUAUGGCUCUACUUUUGGAAAUCAUGAAUCAAAAUCACACAUAAUAGUGAGGAGUGAUCCCAUGACAGCAGAGAAAGCCUAUGUCAACAAAUCUAUCCAGGCUUCUUUAGACAAAGAGGAGAAUAUUCUGGAAAAGUUUAAAAGCUUGCAAAAGGACAAUCUGCAACUGAAGAGCACCCUAAAAGAGAAGGAUUCAACUAUAUCAAGAUUAAGGAAAAUAACUAAAAACCAGGCUGCUGAAUAUAACACAGCCAUUGAGUUAGAGAAAGAACAUCAGAAAGAAACAGAGAAGCAAUUAGAAGAAUCAGAACAUUUAGUGAAGGAGAAGGUCCAGUUGCUCGACGAAACCAUACGGUACUAUACAAAGAUACUUCAAGAACAGCACACACAGCAUGCAGAACUGGUGUCUGAAAUGAAAAAGCAGAAUGCGGUAGAUAUAAGAAACAGAGAGGAAAAAAUUGCCAGGCUAAGACAAUGCAUUUCAAAUACCUUCCAGGAAAAGUCCCGGGAACAUCAUCAACAGAUGGAGGAAUUAAGGAGAGAGCUAAAUAAAUUUAUAGAAAAAACUCGCAUUCUUAAACAAAAGCUUGACAAAGAAAUCAGUUCAAAAAAGGAAUUUAAUCACUGCAAACAUCAGAAACUGUAACUGGAAUAUCUUUGAAAGGGGAUGAAAGUCACAUUCAUAUUCUUCAGUCAUUUUGUACAAAAAAUUUUGACCACACAAUUACUGUAAGUAAACAGAUGAUGACCCACAUCAAAUUCCUGCUCAGGAUUCUCUAAAGCAUACAGAAGUCUGAACACUGAGAACUGCUGUUGAUCCUAAAAACAUAGUUAUUCAGCUGUACAAAAAGUUUAACAAAUCAUGGGAUGCUUUAUAUUAUACACAGGAUUUUCUCAGAACAAUAACAUACUAACAAGCAAUUCUCAGUUGUUUUUGUGUGAACUUGUGAAAAGUUGUUGUCCCUACAAACUAUGUCAUCUAAAAAAACUUGAUGCUUUUGUCUGCGUAAUUCAAAUUCUAAAUUCAUGUCUUAAUCUCAAAUAAUUCACAACAUAUAAUAAUUAUGUGAUUUAUGCAGUAUUAUGGUUGUGGGGGAAAUUAUAUUGGUAAGAUCACCAAAAUUAUGACUUUCUGAACAUAAGAGUACCAUGGUAUACAAAAGAGUUGGGGAACAUUCCUCUGGUGGAACAUUUCUUAGAUUGUAAGCAUAACCCACAGACUUCUUGUUUUGGAUCGUAUAUAAAUCAGACUGACAGGAUGUCAGAAUGCUAUUGAUCAAAGAAGCUGAGUGGAUUCUGAGCUUAACAACUUUGCAUACUAACAGCCCCAUCCAAGCAGCCAGGCAGCCGGGUGUGGGUGCACCGCCACACUACUCCCAUAGAGGCUUCCUGGCGGCAUGAGAAGGCUUGCAAAGCAAAAAAGCCUUCCUGCCAUGGAGAAGCCCCUAUGGAGCUCAGUAGACUUAUGCCACCUUUUUGGUGGCUGCUAGCAUAAGGUGGUGAAUGGCCCAGAGGAAGCUGACUCCUCUCCUAGCCUGUUCCUGCUACGCUGGCAGCAGAGGCACUGGGGCGUUGGUGUGGCAUCUGGCAUGGCAUCCCAGCACCAGGGAGAGCUUCAGUGGCCGCAUGCUGGUGGAUUCGCCCUGCUACCAGGGCAAGUGCCCAAGCUAAGGCAAAUCCACCAGCACAGCCAUGCGCUGCUCCCAUAGGCAGAUUCACACACAUCCCUUUGGAUGGGGCCAUAAGGGGUUAAAUGAGAACGUUUUUUGGCAGACUCACUUUUGCAUUAAUGCAUGCAUGGGGAUAUUACUAAAAAGAAUCUGAAAAGUCUGUACUAAUGAACAUUAAUUCAAAAUGAGAGUUCUUUGUACAUUUGCAAUACAUAGUACACAUUGUUGUUUAAUUUUCCUCAACGCUAACAUGCAAUUAGAUACUACAGUCUGUGCAUGUUUUGUAGAUUGCCCAAUGUAUAACUUUUAUAUAUGAUUUCUUAAAAAAUGUUUUAAAUAAUGUAUCACAUAUGUUUACAUUAUUAUUUUGUGUUAUUUUCUCAUUUAUUAGAUUCUCCCUGGCAAAACUGCAUGCAAAAUGUGCAAGGGUUGUAAAAAUUAUUUUUAAAAAUUGUUUCCUACUGUAUUAUUUGUUUCUUUGCUUUAAUUUCACAUUAAGUCAUUUUAAGCAUUAUUUCUGGAUUAAAAAUUACUUAAGUGACUAUAUUUCUGUGAAUGUGCAUGAGAAAGAUAUUGCCAGAAUUUAUAAUAAAUUUCCCACU
Sphaerodactylus townsendi is the source of this 2477-nucleotide messenger RNA. Its product is annotated as fas-binding factor 1-like. The record is from RefSeq and is a predicted model, not a curated record. The coding region runs from base 135 to 851 and encodes 238 amino acids. The transcript is spliced from 7 exons. NCBI's taxonomy places the organism in Eukaryota, Metazoa, Chordata, Lepidosauria, Squamata, Sphaerodactylidae.